AUGUCCAAACGCUGGCAAAAUCGGUAGAAAAAAUCAAUUCUGAAAACCUUUUACAAUUCUUGUUUUCCUUUUUUCAGUCGUCAAAAGUUCACGGCCGCUUACUUUGAAUUAGCUGAAUCUAUGGAAGUGGAGCCGGAAUCACCGAAGAAAUUAAGAAAUGAAAAGGAAAAAGAAGUGAAAGAGGUGAGAAUCCUUAGAAGUGUGCUGCGACAAUACGUUUUUUUUCAGGAGAAUCGUCAGUUUCAAGGCAAAUUCGACUGCGAAAUGAACAGAAACAGUUUCAGUCGCUUCUACCGCACGAAUUUUCCGGUGAAAGACGAAGAUCUGGAGGAGCUUCAGGACAUUCAGAGAGAACUGAAAAAGUACGAACACAAAGACGCCGUCGACUUCAUGGCCAUCUCGUGGAGUUGGAUGAACAAAGAGGCUCCAUCGGAAUCGCUUCCCCGCCACAAGAAGUCUUUCCGAGACAUUCCAACAUACUCGACUGAACAAGGACACCGUGCAUUGUACCGAGUGAUUGCCGAGAAAGAAGAUGCGUACAUUCUGAUGGCUUGCCACGUCAACGUUCACGGAGAGCAUCGCGGAGAUCUUCGAUUCGUGGAGGUAAACGAUUUUACUGUGGCCAGAGGAUUCCAUGAAAGCGUCAUUGGAAACUUGUUCCUCGGAGAUAUUGUCUACGUGACCGAACUGGCGAAAUCAAACAAACUGAAUGUCCCGUUCAAUCCACCGAAUGUCUCAAGUGUCAAUGCGGAAGAGGACUGCUUUUGGACGGUCCGUUCGAUGACACUUCUCACGAGGAACCGUUCACAGAGCGUCCAGUUUGCUGUGAUGGAGAACGGAAAAGCGGUAGCGAAAGGAGUCGGAGAAGCGCUGAGUGUGGAUGUGCGAGGGAACUGUUCGGUGAAGGAGAACCAAGUGUACAUCGGAGACAUGUUCGUUCCUGUCAAAGUGUCGUGUAACUUCACUGCAAAUCACAACCCGAGCAUGAAUGCGUUGCUGAUCUCUGCUGCGUCGAACAUUUCUCCAUUCCCGCAAUCCGCCGGAACCAUUUACCAGUUUGUUCCUUCCGACAGACUUACCAGAAUGUUCGAGAUCGGAACGGAUGCAUUCAAGAAGCCGACGUCGGAAAGUGCAGAUACCCUCGAGUUCUGUGCCCUCAUCGGAUACUCGGCUGCCAACACGGUCUUCAGUGCUCACGACGACAGUAGACCGUUUCCAAUGAUAAAUCCUUCGCGAAACGGACUACUCGUCAAAUUCUCAAUUGCGAAUCCGGAAAGUCAGCCGACUGAAGGAUUCUGGCACAGCAACGGAAGGAUUCGAAUAAAAGGAGAGAAGAAAUCGGUAAAUGCGACCAUCGAGACGAUUCUUUGCGAGAACGGCCAUCUCAAAAUUGUGGCAAGACUGUCUAGAGAUGCUCCAGACGACUUCAAUUUUCAAUCCGGAGUUCACACUGUGCAGCAGAGAGCUCCGAUGGAGGGAACGUUGAUUCAGGACGGUUUCUACAAGACAAUUGAUGCUGACACGAAUGGGAAAAAAAUCAUUAACACGUUGUACGGAGGGCCGCCAAUCAAAUCUCAGUGCUCGAUCUCCAAAAGGCAGUUCUUCUUUCCUAGUGUUCCUCCUAUAAAUUUGAACGAGUACCAGUGCGAAUACGUGAGUCGAAUGCUCAUAGAAUCGCCCAUUCUGCUCGGAAAUUCGCCGUUUGGAUGCGGAAAAUCGAUGACGAUUGUGACUGCUGCUCUCUAUCUUUUCGAGGAAAACAAGCGAGAUCCUGGGAAGAAGGGACCACAACUUCUGAUUACCCAAAGCAAUUACGCAAGCGUCAAUCUUAUUGACAUCGCUCUGAAGACCCUAGAACGUGUCAGAGACGUCAAGUUCUUGAGAUAUGUGUCGGAGAAUAACUGGAAGGAAUUUCCUGAUCAAUGCCGCACUGAAAUGGAUAUGCCGAAACUGAUGAACGACGUAUUCGUGGAGUGGGCCACUGAAACUGGUCCAACUUCCAAGUUUCCAAAUCUUCAGAGAAGUGAUAUGGUCCAAAUCGUCCAGUACGUUGUGCACGCUCUCGGAACUCCUUCUUCCCGUCUGAACUCCAAAGCGUUGAGCGUGCUCAGCGAUGUCAGAAGAACCAAACGGGUCUUCCCGAGACAACUGAUUGGCGUCUUCUUUGCCGUUUACCGUCCGGACAUCAUCGUUGUCACUGCGAACUCUCUGCGAGGUCUCUCUGCGCUCAUUUCUCUCAGUACUGUCAGAACAGUUCAAAUCGACGAGGCCAGCCAACUUCCGGAGUACACUUUGCUCGGUUUGCUCACUCUUCUGCCACGUGCCUGUUUCGGACUCAUUGGAGAUAUCCAGCAGUUGCCGCCGUACUGCGAGGAGGAAUUAACGGGAAAACUGAAGGAUUACGGAGUGGGCAAUGCGAUGGAACGAGCCGUCAAACAGGAAAUGUUUCCGCAAGUGGUGCUCCGAUGCGUCUACAGAUGUCAUCCGGCCACGACUCAGUUGCUCGGCGAGCUGUUCUACAACAAUGAGCUCGUUUCGGGAGUGACUGAGGACCAACGAAAUGAGUUUGCGACAAACAGACCGCACUUCUGGCCGAAUCGAAACUUCCCGAUCAUGGUUGUCGACAAUAAAGCCAAAGGACAAGCAAUGGGAACUUCUUUCGCAAAUCCGACGGAGAGGAUAAUUGUACAGCAGAUUGUCGAAUUCAUCACCGACACCGGCAGAAAGAAUAAGGUUGUGAAGCCGUCGGAUAUCGGAGUCAUCUCGUACUACAGUGCGCAGACAUCCAUGCUCACUGAAGUUCUCCGCGAGAAAGGAGUCAAGUGCGGAACAGUCGAUUCGUUCCAAGGAUCCGAGCGAGAGAUCAUCAUUUUGUGCUGCACGAACGACGACAUUCAAGAGUUUAUGCAGCUGAAAAACCGUCUGAACGUUGCUUUGUCGAGAUCGAAACAAGUGACGAUUCUGAUUGGAAACGUGGAAAUGCUGAAGAAAGUCAAGUACUGGAGCGAUGUCGUCGAGAGAGCUCAGCAGAACGGAUGUGUUGUGGAUACGGUAAGAAGAGGAGGGAAGUACGGGCUCGUAUGACAAUUAUUUUAAUUUCAGAGCAAACAUCCUUUCAAAGUGGAUCCAUCGGGACACUCGAAGAAGACGUCGUACAGAAGCGAGAGCGUGAACAAGUUGGCGAAUGAGUUCCAGAAAAUGGUCACAGUGGUAUGAGAUGACACCCUUCGAUUUGUAAUUCAUCAAUGUUUUCAGAGCACGGCGAGCAAGAAGAAGAGUUGA
Molecule: messenger RNA, 3282 nt
Organism: Caenorhabditis sp. 36 PRJEB53466
Lineage: Eukaryota; Metazoa; Nematoda; Chromadorea; Rhabditida; Rhabditidae
Source: the annotation of a GenBank genome assembly